Messenger RNA from Macrobrachium nipponense, 1838 nucleotides. RefSeq lists its product as uncharacterized. The record is from RefSeq and is a predicted model, not a curated record. The transcript is spliced from 10 exons. The coding region runs from base 16 to 1494 and encodes 492 amino acids. NCBI's taxonomy places the organism in Eukaryota, Metazoa, Arthropoda, Malacostraca, Decapoda, Palaemonidae.
UUCGACGGAAAUCGAAUGAUUCAAAGUUCACUUACAACUAAGGACCCACCUGACACAAAGACCACACUAUUUCAAGGUGCCACGGGUGUAUGUAGUGGGUAUAUAAGCGUGUAUAGGAGUGGCAGGACUACCCAUCGGCCGGAUGAGCACAAGAUUAAACGGCGCAGACGUUUGUCGGACACCGAACCGUUGACACUUUCAAAUUCGCUCUUCCAUUCUUACGAGGACAGCUUCUUUCAAGGUGACAGGAAGAACCUGAAACCAACCAAAAUGGGAGCCAUUCACUUACGGGUCGUUUUGGCUCUGUUGCUCGUCGCCGUGCUGGGUCAAGCCAGGUCAUUUCCAGGAAGAGCUCUUGCGCGACAAGAGAGGGCGGUCCCGGUGAGGGUGCCUGCAAUUGAUGCAAUUGAUGGCGAUUACGAUUAUGAGAAGAGUUACAGAGACGACCCCAAUUACUACCCAGAUGAUGACGACGAUGAAUACGAUGAUUACCUGGAAUACUAUGACUCUGCUGAAGACGAGACCCAUGAAUCAGCAGAAAACGAUAAAGAUGAUGAUGAAGAAGAAGAAGACGACGCAAGUAGUAAGGAGAAAAGGCAGUACAAAGGAGGAGCCAUUCAACAGAACGGCCACGUCAAGUAUGAUGUGGACGGAGCCGGCUCCGAUCAGUGGAUACCAGUGAUCAAUGAACUGGACGACGAAAUAAGCUCGGGGGUGGAGCCCCUCCCGCCCAUACAAGCUCCGGAUGUCUCCAAGGGCGUGGAAGCAGUCGACCACGAGGACGAUGACCAUUCCCUCAGCAACUGGGUGGGGGGAAGAUGGGGCGAUUUCGUCAACGCAGUUGGAACAGUGGGCGACCACGUUGAAGACACUUUCGAGGCGAUAGGACAUAGAAUCCACGGAGCUGCUCACUCGGCGGGUUCAUCCAUCGUCGAUGCCUACAAUUCCUUGAAGAACAGGUUUUCCGAACUGAGAGAGAAGAUUCACCAACUCUUCAGCGGCUUCGGCCUCAUGGUCCAGAGAGGAGCAGACUAUUGCAUUCAACACCUCCAGCACACUGCCAAUCAGGUGCGUGAGGCUCAACUCCUGGACAAACUUCAGGAGAAGCUGAAAGAGGGAAACGAACAGGUGACUGCCUUCUUCACGAUACUGGGAGAGAAGGUCACCUCCUGGGCACAGUCCCAAGGUCAUCAAGACGUAGACGAAGGCCUCAUCCUUGUGGACAGCCAUCUCGGCCAGGGGGGUAGUACCCACGGGGACCACACUGAGGAUGAAGAUGGAAACCGAGAACAAAUGUUCCCAAAUCUGUACCGGGACCAGGAAGUCUUGGAACAGAUGAACAAGAUGGUGAGCCAGGGCGUCAUCACCCAACAGGAACUCGACCUGCUGUACCAGACUGAGCAGGUCGUCAAGCCCCAGCAGCCAAACCCGGACAUUCGGGCCGAGAGCCACACCGGAAGGAGGAACCUCCGAUCUCGCAUCGUUGUACUCUGAGGGAGUUGACAACCACAGGAGCUGGAGUAGGGAGGCCACGGGGUUUGGUGGGACGGGAGGCGGGGAGUUCCCCCUACCUGAAUGUGCCAUAUGGGACAUAGCCACUUUUUCACGUUAAAUCCUUAUAGAUAAUAGCUUUCCUUUUUUUUUCCUCAUUGGGGACAGGGUAAUCAAUGCUUCCUAUUUCAGACAGAAUAUUGUCUUAAUUCAUAACAUUGUAUGAUUUUUUCCUCUAAAAUGCCGGAAAGUAUAAAUGCAUAGAGAACAUUUGUUUAUAAUCUCGCUAAGAAUUAAAGUAUGAAAGUAUUCUUGUACUAGAUGACGAAAAUGAAAAAAGGAGUAUA